This is a messenger RNA of Monoraphidium neglectum, 285 nucleotides long. RefSeq names its product MAP kinase phosphatase 6. NCBI's taxonomy places the organism in Eukaryota, Viridiplantae, Chlorophyta, Chlorophyceae, Sphaeropleales, Selenastraceae. The coding region runs from base 1 to 285 and encodes 94 amino acids. The record is from RefSeq and is a predicted model, not a curated record. The transcript has 2 exons.
AUGCCUGCCGCCUACGAGGCCGCCACAGCCUUCGCCUCUUACGCCAACUGGCUGCUGCCCGGCGCGCUGCUCGUCGGCCGCUAUCCUUACAUCGAGCCCUCUCGCUGCGCCAGCCACGACCAGGGAGAGGCGCAGCUCGACGCCAUCAUAUCCGCGGGGCCCCACGUGUUUGUGAGCCUGCAGGCCGAGCUGCCGCCGCAGGCCGAGAUGCGGAUCGGCGGUGUUAACGGGUUCAUGCCGUACAAGGCGGUCGCGGAGCUCAUCGCUGCCGCGCGCACGCCGUGA